AUGUUACCAAACAGUAGACUGUUGAAUCUUUUAGAAACCUAUACAGAAUUUGAUUUCUAUCGAAGUCCAGUUGACAUUGUUGUGAUGCAUAAUCCAAAUAAUUCUAUUCCUGAUCUAAAAUCUUUCAUUAAUAAAAUGAUAACAUUUAAAAAUGGAAAAAUUUCAUUGUCGAAAUUGAAUAGUAUUUUGAAUUGGAAAGGGGAUUAUUCAGAAAAUAGAUUAUCUGACUUUAUUGAUCAAAGUGACGAUUUUGCACAUUCUAGGAUUGGUUUUAUUAGUUCAACUUGUAAAUCACCUCCAGAAAUAAAACCCAAUGAUCAACAAAAUAGGAAUUAUAGUUAUAAUCCAAACACAGAGAAAAUUAAACCUAAAACGGUACAAUCAGCAUCAACAAUACCUACAUUAGAAUUGUCGUUGUCAUCAUCAUCAAAUUCACCAAGCCCUUCACCAACUCAACCAUCACAACAAAGCUCUUCUUCUAGUAAUCAUUUGAUUUCACAAUUAAGUCUAAAUGAUGCCAAAGAAAUACUUUGUGAACACUUAAAAAACCAAGAAAAACAAUUGUUUUCCAGUUUUAAAACAGUUGAAUCGUGGAAAGAUUAUUUUGAGAAAUAUAAAGGAACAACUGAAAAAGAGGUUAAAGUACGAGACGAGGAGAUUAAAAGAACUGGAGAUAUUAUUAUAUGA
This is a messenger RNA of Entrophospora sp. SA101, 687 nucleotides long. The record is from the annotation of a GenBank genome assembly. Lineage: Eukaryota; Fungi; Glomeromycota; Glomeromycetes; Entrophosporales; Entrophosporaceae.